AUGUGGGUAACUGAAUUAGUGUGUAUAGUUCUAGGGUGGGUGGUCGUAGCUGUAGGGCAGUGGGUGUACAGAUGGAGGAACCCAAAAUGCGAUAAGGGCACUCUCCCUCCAGGUUCCAUGGGGCUGCCCUUCAUCGGCGAGACGUUUCAGCUCUUCAGGCGCAGCAAAUCGUUCGACGUCCCACUUUUCCUCACAUCCAGAAUCCAAAAGCACGGAAAGAUAUUCAAGACGAGCGUGGCGGGGAGAGCGGUGGUGAUGUCGGUCGACCCGGAUUUCAACCACUACAUACUCCAGCAAGAAGGCAAGCUUGUGGAGCUGUGGUACAUGGAUUCUUUGGCCGAGUUCAUCGGCCAACAGGGCCCGCUGAAGGAAGUGGCCACCGCCGGCAACCUGCACAAGAACUUCAAGAAGCUGAUUCAUGAACACAUUGGCAUCGAGAGCUUGAAGGGAGACCUAUUGGGCCUCAUGGAUCAAGUCGUGAAUUGGACUCUGGAAUCGUGGGCGGCUUCGCCCACGGGAAGCGUGGAAGUCAAAUCUGCCGUCUCCAAGAUGACGAUGGAUUUGAGCUUAAGUAUAAUGCUAGGUUACGACCCUCUAAACACCGACCCAAAUCUCAGCAAAAUGUUCACUGAAUUCAGACGAGGCCUACUCUCCUUCCCUCUCAAGCUGCCCGGCACCGUUCUUCACUCCUGCUUGCAAAAUCGAAAGAAAAUCAUGACGAUGAUUAUGAAUACAAUGAAGUCGAAACGAGAUUCAUCGUCAUCAAGUACAGCAGAAACACCAACAACGGGAGCUAAUCACGACAUGUUGGAUCGUUUCCUCGAUGACAAGAACGUACAAACCUCUGUGAACGACGGAGCCGUCGGAUACGUGGUGUUCGCUCUUCUCUUCGCCUUCGCCGAGACGAUUCCCAGCGUUUUGAUGUUGGUGAUGAAGCUGUUGCCUGAGAAUCCGCUUGUUAUGGAAGAACUUGUGAAAGAGAAUGAAGAGAUUCUUCGUACAAGGGAAAGUAAAGAGGGCGAGCUGACUUGGAAGGAAUAUAAAUCGAUGAACUUCACCAUGAAUGUUAUUAAUGAAAUACUUCGAUUAAGUGGUUCGAUAGGGCUCAUAAGAAGAGCAAUUGAUGACAUUUACGUGAACGGGUAUGUGAUUCCCAAAGGUUGGACGAUUGCCGUCAUGUCAACGGCCGUUCACCUGAAUCCGGAUACCUAUGACGAUCCUCUUUCUUUUAAUCCAUGGAGAUGGAAGGGGGCCAAUGCAAGCUCAAAAAACUUCAUGCCAUUUGGAGGAGGAAUGAGGACAUGUGUUGGAGCUGAUUACAGUAAAGUGCUCAUGGCAAUCUUUGUGCAUAACCUUGUCACCAAAUACAGGUGGAAGACCAUUAAAGGAGGAGAAGUUUAUAGAGCUCCAGCAGUGCAAUUUGGAGAUGACUAUUACGUUGAACUCUCCAACAAAGAAGCCAGCAUGGAUAUGUAG
This is a messenger RNA of Linum trigynum, 1476 nucleotides long. NCBI's taxonomy places the organism in Eukaryota, Viridiplantae, Streptophyta, Magnoliopsida, Malpighiales, Linaceae. The record is from the annotation of a GenBank genome assembly.